UUUUCUCUUAAUCGAAUCAGAAUCUCAACCCACAUUUUAAAUCUUUUAUUUCUUCUUUAAUUCCUUAGAAUUCUCCUAUUUUCUCUCUUAUUUUUCAGUUUUAAGAGCAAUAAAGAUACACUGAAAAAAAAGAAGCGAAAGAUUUGUCUGCAAUGGAAGGAACAGUGUUUACUCCAUCAUUGGAAGGAAUGCAACAUAUCAAAUCUCCAGAAGGGGAAAUGCUUACCAAGCCUUUCCUGGAAGUCUGCAAGUUGAUUAUGCCAGUUAUAGAUAAGUUUGGAACUGCUAUGACCCUUGUAAAGACUGAUAUUGGUGGUAACAUAUCGAGGUUGGAAAAAAAAUACCAAUCUGAUUCCACUAAAUACAAUUAUUUGUACAAUAUGGUGAAAGAAGAGGUUGAAUGUGAAACAGCAAAAGGAUCAUCUAGUUGUACCAAUGGUCUUCUUUGGUUGACAAGAGCAAUGGAUUUCCUUGUAGAAUUGUUCCGCAACUUACUUGCGCAUCCAGAUUGGACAAUGACAGAAGCUUGUACGGACUCCUAUGGCAAGACUCUGAAAAAAUUUCAUGGCUGGAUUGCUAGUUCAAGUUUCACAGUGGCUAUGAAGCUGGCUCCAGAUAGGAAGAAGUUCAUGGAAGUGAUAGCUGGCUCGGGAGAUGUUAAUGCUGACAUGGAGAAAUUUUGUUCAGCUUUCCCUCCAUUUCUUGAGGAGAAUCACAAGUUUCUGGCUGGUUUUGGUUUGGAUGAUAUGAAAGCAUGAUGAGUAAAGAAGUAUACUGAGGACUAGGAGUGGAGAAAUGGCCUUUGUUUACUCAUACUUGGAACUUCUUGGCCUUGCUCUCUGCUUCUAAACCUGCAUUUUAUUUAAAUAAUUAAUACUUUAAGCUCAUACUGGCAAUUAUCCUUGUUUCAAUCUGUUUCAAUGAAGUAGUACUUUGUUAUUUUUGUUUA
Durio zibethinus is the source of this 949-nucleotide messenger RNA. RefSeq names its product glycolipid transfer protein 1-like. The record is from RefSeq and is a predicted model, not a curated record. Lineage: Eukaryota; Viridiplantae; Streptophyta; Magnoliopsida; Malvales; Malvaceae. Gene Ontology annotation, cellular component: cytosol; cytoplasm; membrane. Gene Ontology annotation, biological process: intermembrane lipid transfer; ceramide transport. Gene Ontology annotation, molecular function: ceramide 1-phosphate binding; ceramide 1-phosphate transfer activity.